Microplitis mediator is the source of this 2886-nucleotide messenger RNA. RefSeq names its product tetraspanin-33-like. Gene Ontology annotation, cellular component: membrane. The transcript is spliced from 4 exons. Bases 328 to 1200 code for a protein of 290 amino acids. NCBI's taxonomy places the organism in Eukaryota, Metazoa, Arthropoda, Insecta, Hymenoptera, Braconidae. The record is from RefSeq and is a predicted model, not a curated record. Gene Ontology annotation, biological process: protein localization to plasma membrane; protein maturation.
AGCGGAAUGAAACAGAACUGUAAUGGCUGAUGAAAGGCAAGCUGUCAAAAGCUUAUAAAUUUAUUUGUGAUAUUUAUAACAAGUUUAUUUUAUUUUGAAUUUUUGAAUAUUAUUUUUUAAAUUUAUCAGCUGUUACAUUCAAUUAUUUAUUAUUUUAACUUGUGCAUUAUGUAGAUAAACGUAAUCAUCACUCGUCGACAGUGAUUAUUCUGGUUCUUCGAGUGUGCAUUGUGAUCAGUAUUUAUUAAUAUAUAUAUGCAUAUAUAUACAUGUAGGUAUACAUAAAGAUUUUAGAUAAUAAAAAAAGGAAAAAAAAGGACGUGAAUCAUGUAUUCCCAUCAUCACCAUCGUCACCACCAUCAUCAUCAUCAUCACAGGAGACGUACUAAUAAUUUUACGUACGUCAGCUCCUGUGUUAAAUACAUGAUUUUUAUGCUUAACUUUAUCUUUUGGCUUUUUGGAGGAUUGUUAAUUGGAGUAGGAAUCUAUGCAUUUUAUGAUAAAUUACAAACAACCGGAUCAGUUAAAGUAGAAAAUGUUUACGAUAUUGUUCUGAAUAUCUCACUUGUGAUGGCUAUUGCUGGUGGUGUUGUAUUUAUUGUAAGUUUUGCUGGCUGUGUUGGUGCAUUGAGAGAGAAUACAUGUCUUCUUAAAUUUUACUCAUGGUGUCUACUAGCAUUUUUUUUACUCGAAAUGGGUGUAUCUAUAGUUGGUUUUGUAUUUCCUCAUACAUUACAAUCUAUUCUUGAAGAAUCAUUUACUGAUAAGAUUAUCCAGACAUACAGAGAGGAUCCAGACUUACAGAAUUUAAUUGAUUUUGGACAACAAGAAUUUAAAUGCUGUGGGUUAAGUCAAGAAGGUUACCUAGAUUGGCAGAAAAACGAGUACUUCAAUUGCUCGAGCCCCGGUAGGGAAAGCUGUGGUGUACCUUUUUCAUGUUGUAUCAACACGACAGAUAUAUCAAGUGGACUAGUUAAUAUAAUGUGCGGUUAUCAAAUUCAAAUGCUCCCGCCAUCAGAAGCCAGCAAGAGAAUAUGGAUAAGCGGGUGCAUCGAGAUAGUCCGUACAUGGGCUGAGCGUAAUCUUUAUACAAUAGCGGGCAUAGCACUUGGUAUUGCGCUGAGUCAAUUAUUUGUGAUUUAUUUAGCUAAGACAUUAGAAGGACAAAUUGAAAUGCAAAGAGCACGCUGGCGUUCUUGAGGUUGACCUCAGGCCACCUCACGCUACGAUUAUGCCGCGAGGCAGCAGGUGGCCGGUCGAACUAAUCGUGCUCAAGAACAUUCGGAAAAUUGUGGAAGUACCCGUAUGGGAAUGCUUGUUUUACUUGCGGUAACACUUUACAUAAUGUGUAUUUUGUCACUUGUAAGACUUGCCCUUUACUUCAAAAAUUAUUUUUACAAGUAUCUUGACUACGGUUAAAGUAUUUUUAUUCAAAUGCAUUUUUUUUUCACACUUGUUCAGUCUUUGCCGUGUGAUUUAGACGAGUAGUUUGUCCUUCAUUAAUAUUUUUAAAUUUACUCUUUGAACAAAUUUAUUAUUGUGGUGUGUUUGGAUCCUUUGCAACGGCGCACAGGUGCCCGCCAUAUACCGGGAAAAUUUUAAUUACUAGGAGUUUAUUUGGAUAUUCAAAGCAUUUUAUAUUUGUAUUUAUUCUAUUGCAUUUACGCCAAUCGGCAUCAUACGUUAUGUAAACAAUUUUCGGAUUGAACCCAGAGUAGAUGACUUUUCCCGCGGAGUGAAAUUUACUCCAAAGAGGAGAUUAUUUUAAUAUUAAAUAAAAUUUGUAAUCAAUCCCGUUUUUUUACAGUAGAAAAUAAAAUUAAUAAUUUGAAUUCUAAAAAAAUACCCGGGAAAAUUUAAAUUCAUAAUUAAAUUAGUAGAAAAAAGUUGAUAGUCAAUAAAAAUAAUGUGUGAAUUAUCAAGUGUCUGAUUAAAGUUAAAUUUAAGUGAACAGAUCUCCACAUUUCGAUUAUUAAUAAUCUUUGUAAAUAGUAUCGAUAUAAUUAAAAAAAAAAUCGAUUAUUAAUUAAUAAAAAAUAUAAAUGAAAAUGGAUUUUAUCAUGCUCUCUGUCUGCAGUAAAUGUGCGUGUGUAAAUUUUGUGUGCGUGCAGCAUAAAAUUUAUUUUUAUUAACGUUUCUUAUUAAUUAAUAAUCGAUUUUUUUGUUAUUUAUACAGUCGAACUCCAUUAACUUGGACAGUUAGUUUACGGAGGAGCGGAAAGUUCUUGGAAUUUCCGAGUUAUCGGAUGCCCCUUCUUCCUUAAAAAGUAAACUACAGCGCAUGCGCUCUUACAUAUACAUGAACGAUGUAUAGAUAAAUAUAGACAGACAUACAAAUGUAUAGUAUCGGUGAGAGACAACGUAGCUUGUAGUGGGGGUCAAGAUUGAGGGGAAAUUUCUAAAUAAUGGAAUCCGAGUUAAAGGAGUUCGACUGUAUGAAUACUUUUCAUAAAAAUUAUUCAUAAACGUUACAUUUAAAUUUGUUCUUGAAUUUCAUUUUAAUCAGAAAUUUUAUAAAUUUAAAUUUUCCCGGUUUUCUGGUGGGCGUCAAAAUGGCCCGGUGGCGAAUCUGAACACACCAUUAAAAAAAAAGAUUUAAAUGUUUUUUAACUCAUAUAUUAUAUUAUAUUAUUAUAUUAUAUUAUAUAGAAAUUUAUUGACAUAAUUUAAAUUAAUUAGCGAUUAUUUAUCGAUGUUUUUAUAUUUUUGUCUACUAUGCCGUUUAAAUUUAUUGACGUACAAUUAAACUGCCAUCUUCUAUUAAAUAAUUGCUUAUAAGUAAAAGAAUUAAAAAUAUGUGAAAUUGUUCCUUCUAUUAUAGUUUAGAAAAGGACAACGAUUAUACAAAUGUAAAAAAAAAAAACAAUUUAAUGAUUAUUAUUAUUA